Messenger RNA from Carassius carassius (crucian carp), 1566 nucleotides. Its product is annotated as probable G-protein coupled receptor 160. Gene Ontology annotation, cellular component: signaling receptor complex; plasma membrane. The coding region runs from base 229 to 1275 and encodes 348 amino acids. The record is from RefSeq and is a predicted model, not a curated record. NCBI's taxonomy places the organism in Eukaryota, Metazoa, Chordata, Actinopteri, Cypriniformes, Cyprinidae. The transcript has a single exon.
UUGCUUCAGACCAUAGAGUGCCAUGUCUGCUAACUAAUAAACCAAAGUAACACACUGUCUAGAAUUUUGUGCAUAUGAUGCAUUUAACAUAAAAAAUGUAUCAUGCUUAGUGUAAUUGUUAGACAGAGGGAGGAAUAUUUUAUCACCUCUGACCAAUCUUUUUUUUUUUUUUUUUUCAGGGUGAAUUUACACGUAUCAUCACGUACCUAGCAAGUAUCAUCAGCGAUCAUGAUGGCUGUCAUCAGGUCACCGGGGGUCAAUGAGAGCUUUCCCCAUGAUGAGACCCUGCAAUACCUGCUCAUUCUGUGCUCCAAAGUAGCUCUGAACACGUUUGUCCUGUCUUUCUGGAGGCACAGCAUUCUCAAGUCCCUGCUGGGGCUCUGCAGCGUCUCCAUGUAUGUGGCAGAUGUGCUGCUGGUCAGUGCGGUCACUGGUGCGUGGCUCUUCAAAGAACACCUACCCACCUCCACUUCCAUGUGCUUCAUCCUGGCGCAUGGAUCGGCUGUCUACGCCCUGCUUCCUCUGCCCAUACUGAUCUGUGGGGCGCUUGACUACGCCAGCUACCCAAACCUAGACGUUAGGUCAAGCUCCUGGCGCAGGGCUGUAUGUUACUGCACUGUGGUUGUGCUUCUGUGGGCAUCUGCGUGCUGUUACACCUACAACUACACAGACACGCAACCUAUGGAGAUUUACAAAGACAACGCGAGAGUCCUGGUGUGCCGUGUUCACGGAUCUACUGUAGUGUUUCAAUUUAGUAUGCAAAUAUCCAUCGCAGUGGGUCUCAUACUUCUGUUUUAUUUUAAGACAACGACUGGUUGGAUCCGAAGAGCCAAUAAAUUGGCAGAGCUGAGAGACACAGCAUUUGCUUCAGAGAAAGAUCAAAUGUUAGCUUACAAUCAGGAGGGGGAAGCUGGAAGUUCUGAAAUUCAAGAAAGUUCCCCUCCUCUCUUUGUCAGUCUGACUCUAGGUUUCGCUUUGAACUGGAUACCCUACCUACUAAUGUGUGUGGUGUGUGCCUUUCUGGGCUUUGUGGUGCCAGCUUAUGCCAGUGUCAAUCUUCUGUGGAUGGCCUGUGCCAACAGUGUGCUGGUGGGCAUUGCUUUUUGGUUUAGGAGUGCUAGGACUGGACCUUUAAGAAAGUUCCCAGAUGACACUUGUUUGUGGAACAUCUACUGGCACUUGAGCAAAGGAACAACACCAACGGUGGACGCAAAGCUUACAAUGAGAACAUACAAAAUGUUUCACAAGCCUGCUGUGCCUUUUCAAGAGGUCUAGCCUAAACUAUUUGAAGACUUGCAACAUACAUUAAAAUUUACAUUUAUGCAUUUAGCAAACGCUUUUAUCCAAAGCGACUUACAUUGCAUUCAGGCUAACAAUUUUUCUCCUAACAUGUGUUCCCUGGGAUUCAAACCCCCGACCUUGCUAACGCAAUGCUCUACCACUUGAGCUACAGGAACACUAUCAAUCAUACACAGUACGAGUUCAAAUCUAACGCUCUGUUACAAACAUUGUGAGCUGCUUAGAUAGAAGUUGCAAUGAUACAAUGCCAUUCAAAAGUUUGGGAUC